CGCGCCGGCCGGGCCAGCAUGAUCGGCGUCAACAGCAUCCACAGCAGCGCUGGGCGGCUGCGCUCGCGCUCGCUGUGCUCCGUGCGCUACGGGCGCACCCACCGCGGCGCGGAGACCCUGUGCUACGGCUGGCCGCAGCGCUCGCGCAGUCUCAAGCCCGUGCUCUACACCGACCUGGUGGUCAGCCGCCUGCAGAGCCGCAAGAAGAAGAAGGCGGCCUUGUACAGCUCCAUCAAGAAUGAAAAGCUGCAGUGGGCCAUAGACGAGGAGGAGCUGAGACGCUCUCUGUCUGAGUUGGCCGACCCCAACCCCAAGGUCAUCAAGAGGGUCAGCGGGGGCAGUGGCAGCGGCUCCAGCCCUUUCCUGGACCUGACUCCUGAGCCUGGGGCUGCAGUCUACAAGCAUGGGGCCCUGGUGCGAAAGGUGCACGCAGACCCUGACUGCAGGAAGACACCUCGGGGCAAGCGGGGCUGGAAGAGCUUCCACGGGAUCCUCAAGGGCAUGAUCCUCUAUCUGCAGAAGGAGGAGUACCAGCCCGGGAAGGCCCUAUCAGAGGCAGAGCUAAAGAAUGCCAUCAGCAUCCACCAUGCACUGGCCACGCGCGCCAGCGACUACAGCAAGAGGCCCCAUGUCUUCUACUUGCGCACAGCAGACUGGCGGGUCUUCCUCUUUCAGGCCCCGAGCCUGGAGCAGAUGCAGUCCUGGAUCACUCGCAUCAAUGUGGUGGCUGCCAUGUUCUCUGCACCCCCCUUCCCAGCUGCUGUUAGCUCCCAGAGGAAGUUCAGCCGCCCUCUGUUGCCCAGUGCUGCCACCCGCCUCUCCCAGGAGGAGCAGGUGCGGACCCAUGAGGCCAAGCUGAAGGCCAUGGCAAGCGAGUUGCGGGAGCACCGGGCUGCGCAACUGGGCAGGAAGGCCCGGGGCAAGGAGGCUGAGGAGCAGCGGCAGAAGGAGGCCUAUCUGGAGUUUGAGAAAUCCCGCUACAGCACGUACGCAGCGCUGCUCCGCGUCAAGCUGAAGGCAGGCAGUGAGGAGCUGGAUGCAGUAGAGGCAGCGCUGGCCCAGGCCGGGAGCACAGCGGAUGGACUCCUCGGCCCUCCCUCCAGUCCCUCCCUGCAGGCCAACCCAGCCAGCCAGCCCCGGGCUCAGGGUCAUGGCUCAGAGCCUCGCACAGGGGCAAGCAGUGGGCGGUGGAAGCUCUGAGUUGAGGGUAGGCACAUGGGGGGGUUGGCGCCCACUGGGCACCUGCAUGACAUAGCCCUGCCUGAGCCCGGGCCGGCCUCGGGCCACCCGUGAGGGCCCCUCGGCCCAGGGCCCGACCGCGCCGGACGCGGUGUCCGGGGCAGGGCAGGGCUAGGGCGUGGGCCUCGGGAGCCUAGGUUAGGGGCCCCUCUGAGACCCCCAUUUUGUGAUAAUGUUUUGCACUUUUUCGUAUGGGGUGGGGAGGGCUGGAGUGGGAGGGGCCAGGGCCCCUUGGACUUUUGAUGCUUUUUGUUUUGUGGGGGAGGCCUGACGUUUCUGCUUUCUGCUGAGACCACCCCCACCCCGACACCAGCAAUCCCCCUCCAUCCUGGGGCCUGGCUCAGAUAGAGGCCAGGAGUCGGGGCUGAGCUGGUUUUCCCUCCUUCCUCCCUGAGGCUCACCCUCUCUCUUUCCAGAGGUGGAGGAAGGGUAUCCAUGCCUAGGCCCCCCUACACAGUCUGGGGACAGCAUGGCCUCACUCUCCCUCCGUCAGUGGGCCCUGCCCUUUGUACAGCCUCCACUCCCAUUAAAACUGCUCUGGACUUGCUG
Leptonychotes weddellii (Weddell seal) is the source of this 1788-nucleotide messenger RNA. NCBI's taxonomy places the organism in Eukaryota, Metazoa, Chordata, Mammalia, Carnivora, Phocidae. The record is from RefSeq and is a predicted model, not a curated record.